This is a messenger RNA of Aspergillus melleus, 381 nucleotides long. Its product is annotated as pyruvate transporter MPC1. Gene Ontology annotation, cellular component: mitochondrial inner membrane. The transcript has 4 exons. Lineage: Eukaryota; Fungi; Ascomycota; Eurotiomycetes; Eurotiales; Aspergillaceae. Bases 1 to 381 code for a protein of 126 amino acids. The record is from RefSeq and is a predicted model, not a curated record. Gene Ontology annotation, biological process: pyruvate import into mitochondria.
AUGGCCGCUGCGAUCAAGGCAAUCAACGCGAAGAUCCGUUCCAACAAGGUUCUGGAUUACUUCUGCUCCACGCAUUUCUGGGGCCCUGCCUCCAACUUCGGUAUCCCCAUUGCGGCUGUUAUGGACACGCAGAAGGACCCUGAAAUCAUCUCUGGACAGAUGACCGGUGCUCUGAUCAUUUACGCUGGUACCUUCAUGCGCUACGCUCUUGCCGUUACCCCUGCCAACUACCUCCUCUUCGCCUGCCACACCACCAACCUUGGUGCCCAGCUGACACAAGGUUACCGUUAUAUGAACUACUGGCACUGGGGUGGCCACGAGGCCAAGCUCGCCGCCCAGGCCGCUCAGCAGGGCAAGGACGCCACCGAAGCUGGUGCUUAA